Molecule: messenger RNA, 1869 nt
Organism: Oncorhynchus tshawytscha (Chinook salmon)
Lineage: Eukaryota; Metazoa; Chordata; Actinopteri; Salmoniformes; Salmonidae
Product: ankyrin repeat domain-containing protein SOWAHA
Exons: 14
Coding region: 174-1271 (365 amino acids)
Molecular function (GO): protein binding
Source: RefSeq, a predicted model, not a curated record
GCAGUGAGUGGUUGGGUUUGGGUGGAGUUCGGUGGAGUAAAGUUGGAUGUACUAUACCAUUUUUUUUUCUCUCAAAUUAGCCAGGAUACGCUACAAUGUCAUAGCAGCAAGAUCAUAAGAAUUCUAAAAGAAACCUGAUUUUAUCAUAGAACACGAGCAUUGAUAUAUCGAUAAUGGGCGAUGUAAGUGAAGAAUCGUUGUUGGAUUAUUUCUACUCAGCCGGAGGGAAAGUAAAAAAUUCAGAUUUAAUGAAAACAUACAAGCCUUUUAUUGGUCACAAGGACAUGGAGCUGCGUGCCAAAUACAGAGAGGAGUUCAAACAGAUCAUCGACAGGAUUGCUCUUGUGAAAUCAGAGAAUGGUGAGAAGUACCUAGUUCUGAAGAAGAGAUACCGGCAGCAGAAGCAGGACAGUGAGACAGAGCCUGGGACAGACAGACAGGCCAGCCCUGCCAGGCCAUCGGCCUCAGCCCAGUGGGAUGGGUCAGGGGUCUCGUCUCUCUCCAGUGCCCAGAUGGAACCAGACCUCCAGCCUGAACCGGCCAAGUGGGCAGAGGAGAGGAAGCCUUCCCGGGUGACGUGGUGUGGAAGAGGCCCCAGCAUUACUGUCACAGAGGCACCCGAGCAGGAGCACAUGCAAGAGGAUCAGCACACUGAGAGAAAACCCUCACCGUCUGUUUCGGAGGAACCCCUUGUGCACAGCAAAGGGGAGAAUGAGCUAGACAGAGACUCAGGGUCAAAGUCAGAGUCCGAAGAUCAGGAAGAGGAGUGUACGGGCAGUAUGGGCUCCACCCCAGUGGCUCUGGACCCUGUGGAAAAGGAAUGGAUCUACUCUGCUGCAUGUGGCUGUCUCUCUGACCUCGCCCAGCUGCUACAACAGGAGCCCUCCCUGGCCAACAAGAAGGACUUCACCUCGGGGACAGCUCUACACUGGGCAGCCAAACAUGGCAAAGAGGACAUGGCUACCAUGAUGGCCAAUGCAGGGGCUGACGUCAACACUAAAUCUCAUGGGGGCUAUACACCCCUGCAUAUUGCAGCAUUGCAUGGCCAUCGAAACAUUUUGGAGCUGCUCAUUGGAACAUAUGAUGCGAAGGAGAACCUCCGGGACUACAGUGGCCAUCUUGCAUGCCAGUACCUGAACAUCAGGGAGCCUACAGAGGAUGACAGAGCAGCUCCAGAGGAGAUACCUAUGGUGGUCCGUAUUUUGUUACAUCAGAAUUCCCUGAGUUCCAUAUGGCCCAGGCCAGAGACCGCAGCAGGAACAGGAAGUUGACCUCAUUGUUCCAGUCCAAGAAGAAGUGGGGCUCAGCGGAGGAGCUAGCCCCUGUAGAGGAGGAAAAGGUGGCACUUGCACCGCAUCAACUCAUUGUCCCCGCAUUCAGACCCAGGAAAUUCUCACGCUGAGAAAGUAGGUAACCAAAUGCCCCAACAUGCAUUGAUGACAUAAGUACAUGUUCAGUCAGUGUAUGUUUAUUUGAAUUUGAAUAUAUGCUUUUAUGGUAUGUAUGCUUGUGUGUCUCGUGCCUUCAGAAAGUAUUCAGACCCCUUGACUUUUUCCACAUUUUGUUACAUUACAGCCUUAUUCUAAAAAUUAUUAAAUCGAUUUUCCCCCUAAUCAUCUACACACAAUACACCAUAAUGACAAAGCAAAAACAGGUUUUUAGAAAUGUUGCUAAUUUCUUCUUCUUUUUUACGGAAAAAUCACAUUUACAUAAGUAUUGAGACUCUUUACUCAGUACUUUGUUGAAGCACCUCUAGCAUCGAUUAUUCUUGGGGAUGACGCUACAAGUUUGGCACACCUGUAUUUGGGGUGUUUCUCCCAUUCUUCUCUGCAGAUCCUCUCAAGCUCUGUCAGGUUGGACGGGGAGCGU